Theobroma umbraticum is the source of this 951-nucleotide messenger RNA. It is a transcript of the gene RD2, whose product is annotated as Adenine nucleotide alpha hydrolases-like superfamily protein. The record is from RefSeq and is a predicted model, not a curated record. Lineage: Eukaryota; Viridiplantae; Streptophyta; Magnoliopsida; Malvales; Malvaceae.
AAAAGGUUUGGUCGCAUAUAUCACCCAAUUUCCAACCCAUCGGAACCAAAACCAACCUCCGAAAACAAGACAUAAACCAAAGCUUAGAACACCAGAACUCAGAAACGAAGUCCUUUUUUCUUUUCUUGCGGAAAUCAUUUUGGAAUCAAUCAACUUAAUGGAUACGGUUUUGGAAGAUGAAGAGUACAGUUACAGAGAAGUAAAGUUGCCAACGUUGAUCCCAAUAGUUCCAGAGCCAGGGUUGGAGAGGGAGUCAGGGGAAAGAAGGAGAGGCAGAGAUAUAGUAAUAGCCGUUGAUCAUGGUCCCAACAGCAAGCACGCCUUUGAUUGGGUGCUUAUUCACCUCGUCAGGCUUGCUGAUACCAUCCAUCUUGUUCAUGCUGUUUCCAGCGUCAGAAACGAGAUUGUUUAUGAGAUCAGCCAAGGACUUAUGGAGAAGUUAGCUGUGGAGGCGUUUGAGAUUGCCAUGGUGAAGACUACAGCUCGAAUUGUGGAGGGGGAUGCAGGUAAGGUUAUUUGCAAGGAAGCAGAAAGAUUGAAGCCAGCAGCAGUGGUUAUGGGAACCCGUGGCCGAAGCUUAAUACAAAGUGUACUUCAGGGAAGUGUGAGCGAGUAUUGCUUCCACAAUUGUAAAUCUGCUCCUGUCAUAAUCGUUCCUGGGAAAGAAGCUGGAGAUGAAUCACUGAUAUAGUGGAAUCAGCAAACGUGAAAAACUAAUACUCAUCAGAUUUGUGUGUUAAAAGCUGAUAGUCAUCAGAUUUGUUUGUUUGUGUGUGAUGGUCCUGUAUAAUUUUACCAUACAAUUUGUUGCGUGUAAUUUAUUGUUUCUUAUCUGAUUAGCUUGAUUAGCUGAAAUCCUAAUGUAUGUGAAUGACUUGAUUCGAAAUGAACUUGAUGCAUGUAAUAUUUUCUUCUAUAAUUGCUGGAUUUUGGUCAUCCUAAAAGACAGCA